Molecule: messenger RNA, 2286 nt
Organism: Jatropha curcas
Lineage: Eukaryota; Viridiplantae; Streptophyta; Magnoliopsida; Malpighiales; Euphorbiaceae
Product: squamosa promoter-binding-like protein 7
Cellular component (GO): nucleus
Molecular function (GO): DNA binding
Source: RefSeq, a predicted model, not a curated record
ACUUAUUGGUAUUUUUAUUAUUAUUGCAGUUCUUGCAGACUAAUAAAGCCAGAAAGGAUUCUUCCUAAUCAAAUAUCACUUCAAUCCACCUGGAUAGGCCCCUCUCAAUCUUCCCACGUGUAAACCAAUCCUCACACGUUCUACCUUUCCCUCUCCCCAAAACCCUCUUCGUCGCUCGCUGUCUCUUCUCUCUCUCUCUCUCUCUCUCUCUCUCUCCUGUUUUUUAUACUUGAGCUUCCAUGCCCUAUUUCAGUGCAACAACUACACUGCUCUCUCUCUCUCUCCCUUAUAAAUAUCUUUCUUCUUUUACAACAAGCAGCCAGUAAAUUUCAUUGUUGCUGGAAUCUCUCAUGCACCAAAAAAGCAAUUAACCUACCUGUUCACCGUAACUGUAAUACGGACACACAGAGCGAGUGGCGGUACGGUCCAAACACUGCUUGAUAGAAAGAGUAAGGAGUCUAUUCAAGAAAAAAAAAAAAAAGACGACAGAGAUGGAAAAUGGCGGUAACGUGUACUGUGCUCACAACGACCGUAACAGAGGCCAGCAAAAUGGUAAUACUAAUCUUCUAUGGGAUAUGUGGGAGCCUAAUAGUUCAAGAUUUGACUGGACUAACACCAGUAAUAGUAGCACCACCGCCAUUGCUGCUGCCACGACAACCACUCCUGGGGAAAGUACCAACUCUACGCACCCAGAAGCCGCUUCAACCCACGCGCUUGUGUUACCUAAUGAGAACCUGUACCUCCACCACUACCACCACCACGAGGAUCACUAUCAGCAGCACUCACUUUACGGUGGUGAAGGGUCCAACUUGCAUCCGGACCCGCAUUUAAUGUGCUUGAAGCUUGGGAAACGGCACUAUUUCGAGGAUAAUAUCGCCGUGGGGGAGCGGCAGGUGGCUAGCUUGUGUAUUGGGAAAAAAAAGAAGUCCUACUAUAGUGUGGUGGAUGGCGGUACUGUGAGACCAUUAUCGUCUGCGGCGGGGGAGGUGGUAGCUGCCGCAGCUGUGCCGAAGUGUCAGGUGGAGGGUUGCCACGUGGUUUUAGUCAACGCCAAGGAUUAUCAUAGAAGACAUAAAGUGUGUGAGAUGCACUCGAAGGCUCCCAAGGUAACCGUUCUAGGGUUGGAGCAGCGCUUUUGUCAGCAGUGUAGUAGAUUUCACGUAGUGUCGGAGUUCGACGAAUCAAAGAGGAGCUGUAGGCGGAGAUUGGCAGGUCACAAUGAGAGAAGAAGAAAGAGUGCUCACGAUUCUGUUUCCAGGAACUCUUGCCCAGAGAAGUUGAUGGCGAGAAGAAUCCCUUGCUUGGCAUCAACAACAGGCCGUGCUCUCUCUCUUCUGUCAUCGAAAGAAGAUUCUUGGGUUUCUUCCUCUGAUCUAUCUUCAAGAUCCAGUGCUGCAUUACGUGAAUUGAUUGCAGAAAACCGUGCUGCAAUCUUGGCUAGACAGCUCGUUCUUGAUCGACACUGGCACCAUAACAAUAACAAUAAUGAUAAUGGAAUGGAAAACUUAGGUGGACGUCAUCAGUCCUCCCAAGCUAGCUCCAAUAGUUGUUUCGUUCCGCACCAACAUCAAAUCUUAGCGGAGUCACAAAAUUGGGGAAGGUUCCAUGAUAGUGGCACACAACUUACCCUUGACCUCAUGCAAGCUCCAAGUUCAGCAUUCGGAUUCUUGCCUACGAGAGCUAAAAAUACUAAAGAUGAAGAAGAAUCAUGCGCUGAGUUAUGGGAUACUUGGGCAGGAGCCCACAUUUAAUGGAGAAAUUAAUUUUAUACUCAAAAUAUAGAUAUAUAUUAGCAUGAUUGAAUUUGCGUUUGGUAGUAUUGAGUUCAGAACAUUUAUUUGUUUCACGAGUUGUACUUGAGUUUAAUCAGUAUGAUCUGAUUCAACUGUGUAUAUUUACUGUCGUUUAAUUGUAAUUAAUAGUAGCCACUGAUUCUGAUAUGGGUCGAGCAGGGUUUGAGCAGCCCAGACUGAUUCAGUAAUUUUGGACCUAAGCUCGGCCUGACCCGGUUCAACUAUCUAGGCUAGUGUUUUUUAUUCCAAGUGCACACAUGCUACUCCAAAGAAGAGAAAGUGUCCUUUUUUUGCCGGAAAGGGUAGGAGAUUCCAGGACAAGCACCCAUGAUGGUUACACGACCAGUUGUUUUCUAGCUUCGAAGUUAUUUGGUACUCAAGGCUUAGGAAUUAUGCCUUUAUCUACGGAAAAUGAAAACAAAAACGGCUCCAUUCACAAUUUCAUCCUUUGUCUUGUCAAUAACAGUUACAGUUCUUUUUCCCUUUUUUUCUA